Messenger RNA from Adelges cooleyi (spruce gall adelgid), 3795 nucleotides. It is a transcript of the gene sxc, whose product is annotated as UDP-N-acetylglucosamine--peptide N-acetylglucosaminyltransferase 110 kDa subunit. Gene Ontology annotation, molecular function: protein binding; protein N-acetylglucosaminyltransferase activity. The transcript is spliced from 14 exons. The coding region runs from base 267 to 3404 and encodes 1045 amino acids. The record is from RefSeq and is a predicted model, not a curated record. Gene Ontology annotation, biological process: protein O-linked glycosylation. Lineage: Eukaryota; Metazoa; Arthropoda; Insecta; Hemiptera; Adelgidae.
GCGAGGAGUAGGGAACGGCAGGAACACGGUUCGAGUGAAAAAACACAUUCAAUUUUCGAUUCACCCCACCGAAAACGCGGCGCUCACACGAUCGCGGUUCGAUCCGACGACGGAUCGGUUGUUGUAAAUCCCACGGGAAACGUACGGUGUAACAACGCGUGUUAAUUAUAUUAUUAUACCGAAUUUAGAGAUUUCGGUUUCUGCGCCCAGUCGUAUCAAAAGUAUUUUGCUCGAGUCCAGAGGCGUUGUGCGGUAACCCCGACGAAAUGCAGACACAAACACAUCAUCAAAUACCCGGAGCCACGGUGAUAUUGAAACUCGAGGACAACGUAGCGUCGGCCGGUUUACUCGAGCUGGCACACAGAGAAUAUCAAGCAGGCGACUAUGAAAGUUCCGAAAGACAUUGUAUGCAGCUUUGGCGCCAAGAGCCAAACAAUACCGGCGUACUACUGCUCUUGUCUUCGAUACACUUUCAAUGCAGACGAUUAGACAAGUCUGCACAAUUUUCGUCGUUGGCUAUUAAACACAAUCCACUUCUUGCCGAAGCAUACAGCAAUUUAGGAAAUGUUUUCAAAGAGAGAGGGCAACUUCAAGAUGCAUUGGACAAUUAUCGGCAUGCUGUUCGGUUGAAACCAGACUUUAUCGACGGCUACAUAAAUCUCGCAGCUGCUUUGGUGGCUGCCGGCGAUAUGGAACAAGCGGUUCAAGCGUAUGUAACUGCACUGCAAUAUAAUCCUGAGUUGUAUUGCGUUCGAAGCGAUCUUGGGAAUUUGUUAAAAGCAUUAGGCAGAUUGGACGAAGCUAAGUCAUGCUACCUGAAAGCUAUUGAAACUAGACCAGACUUUGCGGUGGCUUGGAGCAAUUUGGGAUGCGUAUUCAAUUCGCUCAAUGAAAUAUGGCUGGCUAUUCAUCAUUUCGAAAAGGCCGUCGCUCUAGAUCCAAAUUUCCUAGACGCUUACAUCAACCUGGGAAACGUUUUGAAAGAAUCCAGAAUUUUCGACAGAUCGGUAUCGGCUUAUUUGCGAGCACUUGCGUUGAGUCCGAACAAUGCCGUCGUUCACGGAAACUUGGCUUGUGUGUACUACGAGCAAGGGCUGAUUGACUUGGCUAUUGACACUUACCGUCGGGCAAUAGAAUUACAACCAAACUUCCCGGACGCUUACUGCAACUUGGCAAACGCUCUUAAAGAAAAAGGACAGGUGUCGGACGCCGAAGAAUGUUACAACACGGCUUUGAAAUUAUGUCCGACUCACGCCGAUUCGCUGAACAACUUGGCCAACAUCAAGCGCGAACAAGGAUACAUAGAAGAAGCGACAAAACUGUACUUGAAAGCUUUGGAAGUGUUCCCCGAGUUCGCUGCCGCCCAUUCCAACUUGGCGUCCGUGCUUCAACAGCAGGGCAAAUUGACCGAAGCCUUGAACCAUUAUCAGGAGGCCAUUCGUAUUCAGCCUACGUUUGCAGAUGCUUAUUCAAACAUGGGCAACACGCUGAAAGAAAUGCAAGACGUGCAAAACGCCCUCCAGUGUUACUCCAGGGCCAUUCAAAUUAAUCCCGCUUUCGCCGACGCUCACAGUAACUUGGCGUCCAUCCACAAAGAUUCCGGAAACAUACCCGAAGCCAUCGCUUCUUACAGGACCGCACUGCGCUUGAAACCCGACUUCCCCGAUGCCUAUUGUAACUUGGCUCAUUGCUUGCAAAUUGUAUGCGACUGGACCGAUUACGAUGCGCGCAUGAAGAAACUGGUCAGUAUAGUCGCCGAGCAAUUGGAAAAGAACCGUCUGCCGUCGGUACAUCCGCAUCAUUCUAUGUUGUAUCCGUUGUCGCACGCUUUCCGCAAGGCGAUUGCAGGCCGACACGCUGCUUUGUGUUUGGAGAAAAUACAAGUGUUACACAAACCGCCCUACAAGUACUUGAGAGAAUUGGCUCCCGGCAACAGAUUGCGCAUUGGGUAUGUUUCGUCAGAUUUUGGCAAUCAUCCGACAUCGCAUUUAAUGCAAUCCAUUCCCGGUCUACACAACCGAGACAAAGUGGAAAUAUUUUGCUACGCGUUAUCGACUGACGACAACACUGCCUUCAGGUCGAAAAUCGCCAGAGAAGCCGAACAUUUUAUCGAUCUUUCGCACAUCCCAUGUAAUGGAAAAGCAGCCGACAAAAUCAACAAUGAUGGUAUACAUAUUUUGGUCAACAUGAAUGGCUACACAAAAGGAGCGAGAAAUGAAAUAUUUGCUUUACGUCCUGCCCCGAUACAGGUGAUGUGGCUCGGAUAUCCGGGCACAAGCGGCGCUCCGUUUAUGGACUAUUUAAUUACGGACGUGGUUACUUCACCGGUGGAAUUGGCGUCGCAGUACAGCGAGAAAUUGGCUUACAUGCCGCACACUUAUUUCAUUGGAGAUCACCGGCAAAUGUUCCCUCAUCUCUGCGAACGUAUCAUAUUGUCUGACAAGACGGGAAACAAAAAGGACGUUGCCGACAAUGUAGCCGUUAUCAACGCUACAGAUUUGUCGCCCAUCAUCGAGAAUUCCAACAUCACAGAAAUCAAACAAGUCAUCGUAUCGGAAAUCGCAGACUCUAAACUGACACGACCAGUCGAGGUCAAUCUUAAAGUGGCUGAAUUGCCGACGACCACUCCUAUCGAGACAAUGAUUGCUUCUGGACAAAUUCAAACUUCGGUUAAUGGCGUCGUCGUACAAAACGGCUUGGCGACCAAUCAGACAAACAACAAAGCAGCUACGGGCGAAGAAGUUCCGCAGAAUAUAGUCAUUACCACACGUCAACAGUACGGUUUACCCGAAGACGCAGUGGUCUAUUGUAAUUUUAAUCAAUUGUACAAAAUCGAUCCCAACACCCUUCACAUGUGGGUUAACAUUUUGAAAGCCGUUCCAAAUGCAGUGUUGUGGCUGCUCCGUUUCCCGGCUGUUGGCGAGACACACAUCCACAAUACCGCUGCCAACUUGGGCAUCGGUCCUGGACGCAUAUUGUUCAGUAACGUAGCAGCCAAGGAGGAACACGUACGUCGAGGACAACUGGCCGACGUGUGCUUGGACACGCCGCUGUGCAACGGUCACACCACCAGCAUGGACGUGUUGUGGACAGGCACGCCCGUCGUUACCUUGCCGGGAGAGACGUUGGCAUCGAGAGUUGCCGCCUCACAAUUGGCUACACUUGGUUGUCCGGAAUUGAUCGCGAGGACGAGAGAGGAAUAUCAAGAUAUCGCGAUACGAUUGGGAACAGACAAAGAAUAUUUAAAAACGAUGAGAGCCGAAGUGUGGCGUGCGCGCUCGGAGAGUCCGUUGUUCAAUUGUUCGAUAUACGCCAACGGUCUGGAAAGGUUGUACAGAGCAAUGUGGGAUAAACACGACAAAGGCGAAAAACCCGAUCACAUAUUGUCUCUAGAAAAAUAUUAACACUCCCGUUCGAGUACGACGGAGGCAAGUUUAAAACACAUGCGGACAGCGGAGACAAAGUCGUUGAUGUCAAUCGCAGUAGUUGUCUCGUAAAAACUUAUAUAAGUAAUAAUACAAAUAUUUGAAUAAUGUAAAAAAAAAAAAAAACCAAAAAAAACGAGAAUCAUAAGUUUUUUCUUUUCUUUCUUUUUUUUUUUUAUGAUAGUGGAUUUUGUUUUUUUGUAAAUAGUAGCAAUAGGUCGUCGUAUUAUGUGUAACGGUUACGAUAUACAUAUAUAUAUAUAUUAAAAAAAAAUCCUCAUUCCGAUUGGACUAUUUUAUAUAAGUUACGAAUAUUAUUUAUAUAUAUUUUUUAUUAUUAUCGAUGAGAUGAUUGUUUUUAGUGUCAAUG